UUGCUUAUCUAUCUAUCUAUCUAUCUAUCUAUCUAUCUAUCUAUCUAUCUAUCUAUCUCAAUCAUUUUUGUAUCUAUGUCAGUCUCUUCACAUAUCUCUCUCUCUUUCUCUCUGUCUAUAUAUAUAUAUAUAUAUAUAUAUAUCUUAAUAUUUUUAUAUCUCCUCGGUUUGUUCACAUCUCUCUCUCUCCCCCAUCUAUCUAUCUAUCUAUCUAUCUAUCUAUCUAUCUAUCUCAAUCAUUUUGUAUCUAUGUCAGUCUCUUCACAUAUCUCUCUCUCUCUCUCUCUCUAUAUAUAUAUAUAUAUAUAUAUAUAUAUAUAUAUAUAUAUAUAUAUCUUAAUAUUUUUAUAUCUCCUCGGUUUGUUCACAUCUCUCUCUCUCCUCAUCUAUCUAUCUAUCUAUCUAUCUAUCUAUCUAUCUAUCUAUCUCAAUCAUUUUUGUAUCUAUCUAUCUAUCUAUCUAUCUAUCUAUCUAUCUAUCUAUCUAUCUAUCUAUCUUUCUAUCUAUCUAUCUAUCAACAGAAAGGAAAAUAGAGGGUUACAAACAUAG
Acanthosepion pharaonis is the source of this 549-nucleotide messenger RNA. Lineage: Eukaryota; Metazoa; Mollusca; Cephalopoda; Sepiida; Sepiidae. The record is from the annotation of a GenBank genome assembly.